This is a messenger RNA of Adineta ricciae, 651 nucleotides long. The record is from the annotation of a GenBank genome assembly. NCBI's taxonomy places the organism in Eukaryota, Metazoa, Rotifera, Eurotatoria, Adinetida, Adinetidae.
AUGAAUCAAAAUGAAAUAAACCCUAACCUAAUCAACGAUGGUACACGUAAUUUAAGAAUGAGUGAACAAAGGAAAUCAUGUUUGUGCAUUCGAAGGAAGAUUUUAUGGGUUAUAAUCGUUAUUUUACUUGGAUCAAUUGUUGUUAUUUAUUUAACUACUUCUAAAUUGAAAAAGAAAAAUCAAACAACAACAACAGCAAUCGAAGAUUCGACGGGAUUCUUAACUAGUGCAAGUACGGUUUCAAUGGAAACAGCCAAAAUUCAAAUGUGUAAUGUUCUCGAAUGUCGUUCGAUAGUUUUACACUAUUUUUCGAAGAACUGGGUGUUCAAAUCGGAUCAACUAGGUGAAUGUAAAUAUUGCCCAUAUUUGGAUAAUGAUGUGAUGAGUACCGAUUGGUUAUAUCGAUGGUACGAAGGAGACUUUUUCAUUGAGAACUCCAUUGGACAGCGUUGGAAAGGAAAUUUACGUAUUUGUAUAAAAGAAUGCUUCAAAAAUGCGGAGUGUGUGGGAUUUACAAGAAGUAAACACAUUUCUCCUUAUGAUCGUGAUGGGGAAUGUUGGUUUAAAAACAAUGUUAUGACUAAUCGAAUUAACAAUCAUUCUGAUUGGCUCACAGUUGUUUUCAACACAACAUCGUACGAAGUACACUGA